AUGGCCGACAUCACCCACCCAACGAUUCAAGACGGCUGGUUCCGGGAAAUCAGCGACAUGUGGCCUGGCCAAGCCAUGACCCUCAAAGUCAACCAAAUCAUUCACCACGAGAAGAGCCAGUACCAAGACGUCCUCAUCUUCGAAUCAAGCGACUACGGCAUGGUUCUAGUCCUUGACAACGUGAUCCAAUGCACCGAGCGCGACGAAUUCUCUUACCAGGAGAUGAUCGCCCAUUUAGGCAUGUUUGCGCACCCGAACCCUAAGCGCGUACUUGUAAUCGGCGGUGGGGACGGCGGAGUGCUGCGGGAGGUGGUGAAGCAUGAGUGCGUCGAGGAGGCUGUGUUGUGCGAUAUCGACGAGGCGGUGAUUCGGCUGAGCAAGAAGUAUCUGCCAGGCAUGAGUGUCGGCUUCCAGCACCCGAAUGUCAAGGUGCAUGUGGGUGAUGGCUUCAAGUUUUUGGAGGACAAGAAGGACACCUUCGACGUCAUCAUCACCGACUCGUCGGAUCCGGAGGGACCGGCGGAGAGUCUGUUUCAGAAGCCGUACUUCCAACUGCUGCAUGGCGCGUUGAGGGAAGGCGGUGUCAUCACCACGCAAGGUUCUGAGAACCCGUGGCUACACAUGAAGUUGAUUACGGAGUUGAAGAAGUCCUGCAAGGAAGUCUUCCCGGUUGCUGAGUAUGCGUGGACGACGAUUCCAACGUAUCCGUCUGGACAAAUUGGCUUUAUGAUUUGCUGCAAGGACGCCAGCCGAAACGUGAAGAAGCCGUUGCGGUCGCUCAGUCCGGAGGAGGAAGACCAGCAGUUCAAGUACUACAGCAAGCAGGUGCAUGAGGCGGCCUUCGUGUUGCCGAAAUUUGCAGAGAAGGCGUUGCGGUGA
Baudoinia panamericana UAMH 10762 is the source of this 879-nucleotide messenger RNA. RefSeq lists its product as uncharacterized. The coding region runs from base 1 to 879 and encodes 292 amino acids. The transcript has 2 exons. Gene Ontology annotation, molecular function: spermidine synthase activity. NCBI's taxonomy places the organism in Eukaryota, Fungi, Ascomycota, Dothideomycetes, Mycosphaerellales, Teratosphaeriaceae. Gene Ontology annotation, cellular component: cytosol. The record is from RefSeq and is a predicted model, not a curated record. Gene Ontology annotation, biological process: spermidine biosynthetic process.